Messenger RNA from Kwoniella botswanensis, 1161 nucleotides. RefSeq lists its product as uncharacterized. Lineage: Eukaryota; Fungi; Basidiomycota; Tremellomycetes; Tremellales; Cryptococcaceae. The transcript is spliced from 2 exons. The record is from RefSeq and is a predicted model, not a curated record. Bases 1 to 1161 code for a protein of 386 amino acids.
AUGACACCAGAUGACAUGGGGGAUCUGGGGUCUGCUACGGGCCAAGAGCUCCUCGAAAAACUCAUCAAGGAAGGUCUCACACCCUCGGGCCAAGACGCCGACCCAUCAAAGUAUCGCAAAUUGGUGCAAGUCUUAUUUCAGAAUUGCAUCCUCAAGCCAAUAGCUCGUAAUACACCCCCCAAUGUCCAACAAGCCAGCUACACUCUCACAAUCCUCCAGCGUCAGACCAAGAUACAUCCUGGUCUGCUAUACACCACGACAGAGCAAGAUUCUACUCCCUUCUACUACUGGUUACUUCCAAAAUUGGUUCAUGCCGCAGCGCAGCUUGGUCAAGAUGCCUUAUAUGACGACUUGCUGACUUCGAUGGUCGCUGCUCUGGUGGCUAUAGGUAGGAAUCUCUCUGUGGAUGAUGUGAGCUGGGCGAAGGGGUCUAGGAGAUUGGGGGUGGUGAUCGGCCAUAUGAACAAUUUUUGUCAAGUUCUCUUCGGCCAUUCGGAUCUGCCUCAGACUCCCAUCACCCUUAUAUUCGUUCUUUCUUUUGUCUUACGAUCACGUCUUCCAUUCUCCGAUCACCAUCUUUCGACCGCUUCGUCCCUCUUAUCCCAGACUAGCCGUCUCGUCAACACGCCAUCAUUGCAAAUCAGAUAUACCGAUGCUGUGACUGCUGCAUGCGCCUUGCCACGCCCGUUUGCAUUGACCAAAGGCUGCCUCUUCAUCUCUUCUCUCCCCAACCAACCCGACCACGCAUGGCGAGAGCGAAUGCGCUUAUUUUACGAAACCUUAUGUGUUUCCGACCCUGCUCUUCGGCUUGAAUUGUGGUGGUCACUCUACCCACAUCAUAACGAACUGGACGCUCAAGAUGAUGUGGAUUUUGCCAAAAUUUGCUUCCUAGUUUCUCAAGUGACUCCAAGUAUAACCACCGGCAUGAUGCGACAUCUGAUUCAACCAGAGACGCUCAAUCGCUGGAAGGAAGCGGCGCAGAAGGAUAACAUGAGGCUAGAAAAAUUGGAUAGGAAUCCUCGAUUGACCAGUCCGCCAACAUCAAAGAAGAGGAAGAGAUCUGAGGGAGAGGAAGAGAGAUCUGCUCAGCUCGUUCGACAGAUAAUCACGGAUUUCGCUCCCCAAGACGAUCUGCUGGAGUGGCUUUUGGCGAGAGAGUGA